Acyrthosiphon pisum (pea aphid) is the source of this 2586-nucleotide messenger RNA. RefSeq names its product facilitated trehalose transporter Tret1. Gene Ontology annotation, cellular component: membrane. NCBI's taxonomy places the organism in Eukaryota, Metazoa, Arthropoda, Insecta, Hemiptera, Aphididae. The transcript is spliced from 6 exons. Bases 390 to 1880 code for a protein of 496 amino acids. Gene Ontology annotation, molecular function: transmembrane transporter activity. The record is from RefSeq and is a predicted model, not a curated record. Gene Ontology annotation, biological process: transmembrane transport.
CGGCGCCGCAGUCAGCCGACGGCCGUGGCAAUCAUUCGCCGCCAACUUAUAUAUAGAGUGGUAUAUGGUUCAACGUGGCGACCGCCAGCUGAUCGACCGGAAUGCCGUGUCUGCCUACUACUCUGACCACCACCGGCGACCGACCACAUCAUCGCGGCCAUCGGAAUAGAUAAGAUGUUAUCACACGUAUUAUAUUAUGUUAUUAUAUUAUAUUUAAUUGUAUUGUGUCCGGUAGCUGACCAGAGACGUCUAGUCAGCUCCCAUCUUAUUUUCAGCCGUCUUUAGGUCUAGUAAUUAUUACAGUAUUAUUGUUUACGUUUGUGUCACCACUCAUUAUUAUACUCCUGACAUUGCGAGUACGUCGUGUCAACUACUACACACGAAAGAACAUGCGCCAACAAACAAUGUAUGAGGAAAACGAUUCUGAGCGAAAACGAAAAAUGAAGAAUGGAAAAUUACAAUGUCAUCUAAAACUUACAUUCUGUUUCACCAUGAUGUGCUUCAUUCAAUUUUUGGUUGGAUGUUUGUAUACAUUUUCAUCUACACUUUUGGCGCAACUUCGAGAACCUUCGUCAACAAUUCAUUUGAGUAUCGAAGAGGAAUCUUGGAUAACCAGUAUUACGAUAAUUAUAUGUCCGAUCGGUCUACUCAUAAUUGGAAUUUUAACGGACAAAUUCGGUAGAAGAAAAGCUACUCAAAUUAUAUGCGGACCUAUGGCAUUAGGUUGGCUAAUAAUUGCAUUUUCUAACUCUUAUACCACACUAUUAAUUGGAAAAAUUAUACUUGGAAUCCCGUUUGGAGUGAAUACGUGCGCUUUUCUCUACAUUUCCGAACUUUGCCCGACCAACCUGCGGCCGCUGUACAUAACGCUAGUCCCCUUUAGCGUUGGCCUGGGCAUGUUGGUGGAAUGCAUAUUGGCCAUAUACUGCCGGUGGCAAACCAUAUCCGCUAUCCUGUUGGCAAUCAGCGUGGUCAAUUUCCUAACAUUGUUCAUGGUUCCGGAACCACCAAUUUGGCUCAGGGCCAAGGGCCGAGUUGCCGAGGCGGACGAGGUGGACAGGUGGUUGGACUUGGGCCACAUGACACACGCGUUAGAUGCAUCGGCUGAUGUGAUCGAACAGUCAGCCUUGACCAUGGAGAUGGACGAAAACAUGCACGCCACGCCCGAAGCACCAACGUCAUUGUCGUCGUCGCCGUACUGGUCGCUUUUCUUGCGGCGCAACGUGUGGUUGCCGACGGUGGUCACGCUGACUUUCUUUGUCUGCCAGCAAUGCAGCGGCGUAUACGUGCUGCUGUUCUACUCGAUGGACGUGGUCAGGGACUGCAAGAUGCCAUGGGACAGCAACACUGUUUCGCUGUUCCUGUCUUUGGCCCGGGUGAUAGGUGUCCUGAGUUUCGCGGCGAUGCACCGAGUCCCGUGCCGGACGCUAGUUAUGGUUUCCGGCGGAUGUAUGGCCAUCUCACUGCUCACAGUAGUUGCCUACAUGAAGGCGUUCGUGGGCGUCCAGGACCCGCCGUUUCAGAUGACACUCAUUGUUGCGUUUGUAAUGUUCAUGUUUUUCGCCCUGCUGGGCAUUCUGCCCAUACCUUGGAUGCUAUGCGGCGAAGUUUUCCCGAUGGCAGUUAAAGGUGUUAUGAAUGGAGUUGUACACUCAUGUGGAUAUGUUAUCUGGUUUAUAAUUUGCAAAAUAUAUCCAUCGCUGAUAUUAAAUUUAGGAGUGGAAACCAUUUGGUCAAUAUUCGCUUUAUUUUGUAUAUUAAACGUGUUAUUUGCCAUAUUUAUUAUGCCCGAAACUAAGGGGAAAAGUCUAGACGAAAUAUUGUUAUAUUUCGAACCACAGGAGAAAAUAAGAAAAUCGACAUUCCGUAAUCGACGUUAAUUAUGUACUUAUGGAAAACAAACAUAUUUUUUACUAUAGGUUUUUUUAUGGUUAAAUUUAAGCAUCAAUACAUAGAUAUCGUUUUAUUUUAUUAGGUUAUAAUUAGUUCUACUAAAAUUGUACUAACUAAUUAAUGAAAUAUUUGCCAAUUGUUUACUAUUGAAAAUCAACAUCUCUUACGAAGGAAAAUAAAAAUAAUUUUAAUUGCUUCUGGAACUGUACGUGUACACUCUAUUUAACUAUAUAAGAUUAUCGUUUAUCUAUUGCGGUAACUCGAUUUUUAUUACAUAAGCUGAAUCACCGCGUGGUAUGUAAUCCAAAUGUAUUUUUACUUUUCAUCAAUAAUAUAAAUUGGUAUGAAUUUAACAAAAACAAAUUAAAAUAAUAUUCAACGUCAGGACUAUGAAGUUUUAAAUUCGUUGUUAUCUUCUAAUCUCAAAUACUUGAGCUAUUAUCAACGACAAUAUAAAAACCGAUUUAAUUGGCUUAUUAAUUAGUGGUACAAAUUAAGAGGUUUAAAUACAAUUUUGUGUAAAGACUGGGACAUUUAUUUCGUGGACAAAGCACAAUCAUUGGCUAUCGUAAUAUAAUUGAUCAGUUAUCAGGGUUUUUGUGUCUUGAUUGUUAAUUUUUUUUUAACUCUCAAAAUGUUCACCAAACGUCAAUUACGUUAUUAAAUACUAAAUAAACACAUCCAAUAAAAAUA